Cajanus cajan (pigeon pea) is the source of this 1974-nucleotide messenger RNA. RefSeq lists its product as uncharacterized. The record is from RefSeq and is a predicted model, not a curated record. NCBI's taxonomy places the organism in Eukaryota, Viridiplantae, Streptophyta, Magnoliopsida, Fabales, Fabaceae.
AUGGUACUUACAAGAAGUCAGCAGGAGAACGUAGCCACCGAGUACCCUUACGGGAUGCCCCGGGACAAUCCUAGGCAACGAACUAACCAGAAUGAGGAUGGAAUGGAAGAGUCGUAUGUCGACCGAUCUCAACAGCCUAAUCCGUCGUCGGCCAUCGAGCAACUGAAGGCCGAAAUGAUGGAACUCAGAAGGCUUCGAGAAAAGGAUGCUCACGAAUUAUCGGCCCUGAGAAGAGAAAAUGCCGAGCUCAGGAGCGAUAAUCGGACAUGGCACCUGUUGCAUGAUACCCGCAAUCAGUCGACCCGGGACCAAGGUGAAUCAUCUGGAUGGUACAAGGAAGUCAAUGUCCCUCGACCAUCAGGUGGACCAACGACAACGACACAAGACCAGCAACGACGACAGGGAAGGACGCCAUUCACACCAGAUAUUGCCGGGGCUCGUUUGCCUGACAACUGGAAAAACUUGACCCUAGAAAAGUAUGACGGAACCUCCGACCCUGAAGAACACCUCGACGCGUUCGUCACGCAGGCCGAUCUGUACACCGAUGACGAUGCAAUCAUGUGCAAAGUCUUUCCUACUUCGUUGAAAGGACCAGCACUCAAUCCGUUCACGCGGCUCCCUCCCGGAUCGGUUGAUUCGUUCACAACCUUGUCAUCCCGCUUCGUAAUACAAUUCGCCACAAGCCGCUCUCACCAACUAACCUCACCCGCGUUAGUUAACAUCCGUCAAGAAAAGAAGGAACCCCUCAGAACAUUCAUGGAGAGGUUCGGAAAAAUGACCUUGGCCAUCAGAAAUCUAGAUCCCGCGAUAGCAAUGCACCAUCUCACCACGGCGCUGAGGCCAGGUCCUUUUGUCAAUAGUUUGCGCAAGAAACCACCCCAUGACCUGGACGACCUGCGGCAGAGGGCCACUAAAUACAUGCAGAUGGAGGAGUUGGCCGAGUUUCGCAACCAAAACCGACCUGACCUAUCUCUCGCUAAAAGAGAAAAUGACAAGGAACAUCCACGAUCUCGUCCUCGAGAAACAACCGAUCGUGAGAAGAACAAUAACAGAGGUCCAAGGUAUGUGCAAUAUACGCCGCUCAACACCAGCAAGGCCAGGGUGUUGGAGCAAGCUCUAGCCAAGGAAGUUUUGGUUGUUCCUCGAAGAGCUAUGACCCCUCCUCACGCCGACAAGACUAAAGCGUGUCAAUUCCAUCGGAACAGAGGACACACUACGGAGGAAUGCUCCGCCCUUCGGGAUCGCAUCGAAGAUCUCAUUAAGGCCGGCCACCUCCAAAACUUCGUCCAGAUGACAGAUAACCGAAGAAACGACUACCGCCCCGGAAGAGGGGAGCAUAAAAGGGAUAACCGAGAUCGAGCACCCCCCCGGAACCGAUCCCGCGAGCGUAGUAGGUCUCAAGAAAGAAACGAUCAACGAGACCGCAAUCAGCCCAGGCGAGUCAUAAACACCAUUGUCGGAGGCUUCGCAGGAGGUGGAAGCUCGUCUUCAGCACGGAAAAGACACUUGAGGGCUAUCAAGUCGGUCAACGCCAUAGGGCGAGCAUCUCCCAUUCGUAUGCCCCCUAUUAUGUUCACUGACCGAGACUUUCACGGCAUUGACCCGGUGCAAGACGACCCAAUGGUCAUCAGCGUGGAGAUCAACAACUGUAUCGUGAAAAAAACGCUGGUUGAUCAGGGAAGUUCGGCCGACAUCUUAUACUGGAAGACUUUCGAACAGUUAGGCAUCCCGGAACAAGAGUUGACACCCUAUGAUGAGCCUUUGGUUGGGUUCUCGGGCGAACGGGUGGACACCCGCGGAACCAUAGACCUAUACACCUAUUUCGGGGAUGACCAGCUCAGGCGGAUCAAGGUGCGUUACGUGGUGGUACAUGCCAACACCUCGUACAACAUUCUGUUGGGAAGACCCUCCUUGAACAAGCUUCGAGCCAUCGUUUCCACCCCACACUUGGCUAUGAAGUUUCCAAGUGAAUAG